AUGGACGAGCGCACACCUUCAGCAUCAUCUGGUGCACGUGGGGGCGGCGUGCCGCCUGGAGACAGAGCUCCUCCAGCGACUACGAAUAUUCCUGAGCUUGGUCAAGUUAUGCCUAGUCUGAGCUCUAGUGUAAUAGCUGUUGACUUGGGCUCGCCACAGUCUUUGAAAAUGGGAAGCAAAAUUUUGCGCCCGUUGAUAUCUGUGCCGCGAAUCCACAGAGGAUGUCAUAGAUGGACUCCAGAAGCGCAGGGUCUACCUGAAGGAUUCUGCUCCGGAAUGAUUGACCCGGUGAAGGCGGCUCCGGUCCAUUACCGGUAUGUACCCGAGAGCGAACCAACAUCGAUGAGGUCGCGCAUCCACGUCGCCAAUCCCGAAACAAUCCCCGACCUGCGGCUGGAAUUUGAGGUCAACUCUGGAGCGAAUGACUACACUAUCCGGGGACAGAUCGUGGCGGAUAGAUACAGAGAAUCAUGCAGCGCUCAAAGCAAGCCGCUUUUUGCUCGGUUUGUCCUGGUCGGGCCAGAAGUUCCCACGGGAUCGCUGUCUGAGCUUGGGGCCCCACUGUGAUCCAUCAAAAUUACUUAGCAAAGGAAGGAACGAGAAUCUCAACAGAAAACCGUUGCU
Messenger RNA from Didymella exigua CBS 183.55, 624 nucleotides. RefSeq lists its product as uncharacterized. The transcript has 2 exons. Lineage: Eukaryota; Fungi; Ascomycota; Dothideomycetes; Pleosporales; Didymellaceae. The record is from RefSeq and is a predicted model, not a curated record. Bases 1 to 567 code for a protein of 188 amino acids.